UAGGGUGUUUUUAGUUUUCUGAGUGACAUUUUCAUUUUCAUUUUGAAUAAAAGGAGUAGAAAAAAGUCUCCUUAUUUAAUUUUUAUUUUAUUUGAUAAGUUCUCUCUCUAAACGGAAAAGAAAUUCUUCCAUUAAUAAAUUUACACGAAAAAAAACAGUACAAAUUGUUUAAAACUCAGCACAUCCAUUAAAGAAGAAUUUAAAAAAAGAAAAAAAGAUGUCAACAGGAAGACCAAUUAAGUGCGUUGUCGUCGGUGAUGGCACAGUUGGAAAGACAUGCAUGUUAAUAUCAUACACAACUGAUAGUUUUCCAGGGGAAUACGUGCCUACAGUAUUCGAUAAUUACUCAGCACCAAUGCAAGUUGACACAAUUCAAGUGUCACUUGGAUUAUGGGAUACUGCAGGCCAAGAGGAUUACGACAGAUUGAGACCAUUGUCAUAUCCACAAACGGACGUUUUUCUGAUAUGUUUUAGUGUGGCUAGCCCGUCAUCGUUUGAAAAUGUCACGUCGAAAUGGUAUCCGGAAAUAAAACAUCACUGUCCGGAUGCGCCUAUCAUUUUAGUUGGUACAAAAAUUGAUUUGCGAGACGAUAGAGAAACACUAAGUGGUUUGGCUGAACAAGGACUAUCACCAUUAAAAAGGGAACAAGGCCAAAAAUUAGCUAACAAAAUCAGGGCUGUGAAAUAUAUGGAAUGUUCGGCAUUAACUCAACGAGGACUAAAACAGGUCUUUGAAGAAGCAGUACGAGCAGUUCUUAGACCCGAACCACAAAAACGACGUCAGCGAAAGUGUAUAGUUAUACAGUUUUAGUACCAAAGUUAAAGAUUAUACAAAAUAUGUGAACGAGCUAAAAGAAAAAAUAAUCAGAUUUAAAUCUCAACACGGCGAGAAGGAAGAAAACAAAAAAGUACACCUUGCGUGUUGAAAUUAGAUUUAUCUAGUCAAUUGAAUUGAAAAUGUGAAAAUACAAAAAGAAUAACAUGAAUAAAACUCAUGUGAAAGAGAGAAAAAUAGUUACCUAAUGACGGAUCAUAAUACGAGUAUAAUAUGUAAAGAAAAGAAAAAAAAGAAAAACUAAAAUUUGAGACAUGGAAAUCUCUGAAAGAAUACAGUAUAAAAUUUAAAGCAGCUAAAUAGUAUUACAUCAUUUUAAUUAAUAAUAUGAUUUUUUAUUAUUUUUUAAUUUAAAAAUAUGUAUUAAUAUUUUUGUCACUAAAAUUUUUUAAUUAUGUUCUUAUAACAAAAUCACUUUAUUACAUAUUAACUAUCAUUAUGUCUGUUUCGGAAUUUAGAUAAUAAGGAUAUAUAACUCAUAGGAUAGGGUGCUCGAACCUACUUUUUGAAUUUUAGAGUUUUAUGUAUAGAAAAUUAUGUAUUAUUUUCGACUAUUUUCUGACUAUUUUCAUGAAGUCUUAACUUUUUUUAUUAAUGCAACCAUUCUAAAGAUAUUCGAGGUCGAAGUUAAAAAAAAAUUAUAAAAACAUUUUUACUUUUCAACAUUUUCUAAUUCAUUAUUUUAAAUUUAGCAAGAUAUAUUCUUGUAGGGACUAAAACGUUCUACAAAAAAUUCCUUGGCAUCAAAUUGAUUGCUUUAACCGUUUAGAAGAUAAUCGAAGUUUUGAUAAGUACAAAAUGUUUUUAUAAUUUUUUUUAAUUUUGCCCCGAAUAUCUUUAGAAUGGUUAGAUUAUUUUUUCAAUUUGUUACAAAAUUAAGAACAAAAAACGAAUUUUAAAAGAUUUUCUCGAUUUUUGGACCUCAAAUAUCUAUUAAACGGUUAGAUAAACGAAAAAAGUGUAGCAGGCCUUUUUUGUAGAGCGUUCAAUUUCCUACAAAAAUAUGUAAAGCAAUUGACUUAAAAGUCGAUUUUAGUAGAAGCUUGAUGUAAAAAUGGAAAAUUGCGAAGCGGAUCACCUUCCCAUUAAUAUAAAGAGCUCAUAUUUGGUGUGUAUACUCUAGAGGUGCCUAGCAAUCGAUUUUUCGGAGUACAAAAUUAAAAAAAGAAUUUCGAUUUUUUUACCCACUCUAAUACACACAUUCCUUUUUACCGGCUUCCAAAAAGAAGGAGGUAUUCAAUACCUCAUAACUUUGGACUGAGUGAACCAAAUUUGAUAAUUCUUUUUUUUUAUUGGAAAGCUGGGGCCUGCAGUGUGGUCCCAUUUUAAUUUCGUUCAGUUCUGGCUAUAGAAACUAUGAGAAAAACCAUAAAACCCUCCUUCAAUUUUCAAAUUCAUUUGUUCGAAAAAACAUAAAGGACGCAUAGAAACUCAUGCUUAAAACCAAAAUUUUAAUUAAUUCAUCUGUGUGAAAGAGAUUACCGUACAUUUUGCACGUGAACUACUUCAUCGCUCGUGAAGCAAAACUCUCCACUUUUUUUCUCCACCAAGGUUCACAGGAACGUUCACGGGUAUGGAUUCACGACUCGCUUCACAAGUAUAUACUAGGCUUUAAGCCAAUCAAGUCGUGAAUCCAUACAAUUUUUUUUCUUCAGUUCCAGUGAACCUUCGUGGAGAAAAAAAAUUGAAGAGUUUUUCUUCACGACCGGUGAAGUAGUUCAUGUACAAAAUGUUCUUCCUGGAAUCUCCUCCUAUAUAUUUUUUCGAACAAAUAAAUUUGAAAAUCGCAAAAUAAGUCUUUGAAUGCUUUCCAAAUGGAAUGUAUGCAUGAAUUUCUUUCAUUGGGAGCGUGUUCAUGACUUAAUUAAACAUUAAUUGUGUAUAAGCGAUGAAUGUCAAAUGUUCACAAGUGGAGAUGUUUUCUCAACUCAAAUUUUCGUUUAUUUAACAAGCUCUUGGGUAUUGAACCCGGAAGCCCAGUUAAAAGAUUGGUUGGCUUGGAUCUAAAAGUUAACUGCUCCCUUGUUAUCCGCUGAAACUAUGGGCUCAUACAGUAUAUUCAUAGUACAAAGGUACCGAGGUUCGGGUGAGGUCAGAAGGAGUGUUUUCAUAAAUUUCGGAAAUCUGCGUUAGUGAAAACGUCUUUCUGCUUUGUUACAUUAAUGAACACACCAAUUCUGCAGAAUGUUAGCAGACCUGCGUAGGUACAAUUUUCAAAAGUCACUGAAUGUUCAUACAAAUCGGUCACUGAAUGCCACGGAAUCAGUUUUGUUUAAAAGGGUUGAACAAAAAAAUAUUUCCCUUUUCAGUUCCCGAAAAUAUUGUUUUUAAAAUCGUUCAACCGUUUGGGUGGCGCAAAAAAUUGUUGACAUGCUGGCAAUGGCUAUUCGUCAACACUCUCAGUUAAGUGUGAACGUGUUUACGUUCACGUUGAAUAUCAGUGAAAUGUCAUUUUUGAAUUCAACUGCCAUUUUACUGUCAACAAGAUGGAACAUUCUUUGAUCUCUACCGAUUUCGAUCGGGUUGCGUUCGGGUCAACAAAAGUUGAGCAGCGCUAUUGAUCAACACGUCUACAUUUACUCCAAUUCAAAUCAAAUUCCAAGAGUAAAUGUAAAUUAUAACAUUUUUCUGAAGUAAACGCUGAUAAAAUCGUCCAUCUUUUAUCUCUCACUAUGUUUAAGAUGAUAGCGGUGGCUUCACUUGUGAUGAUUUUUUCGCUGGUGCUUAUGUGACUUGCACUCCCUCUGAUAUCCCCGGAUAUCGAUAUUGUCCUUCAUUGUCACGUUACUUUCAUUGAUAAGGGCGAUAUCUAAAUUGUUGUUCUUCAUUGUAGAUCUUUUCCGGCUAUACUAUAAAUUGUUUGCCGUUAGGAAAUAAGGUCUUAGGUCACCAAAUUGCAUUUUUAGUUCUUUAAUUGAGUAAGAAUAAAUCUGAGACAACUGCUUCAAAUAGAAAUUAUGUAAGCGUGUUAAUACUCAAGCAGUUAUUAUAAAUUUCGUGACUUAAGACCUUAUUGCCCAACGGCAAAAAAAUGACAUUGUUCAUCAGUGGAUAUGGGUACUACUUGCUGUAUUGCAUGAAUUUUUAAACUGUGAAAACGUGGAAAUUCAGUUACCAAUAGAAACUUUUCGUUUAUUAAUUUCAUUCAAACUUGAAAUUCAGUUAUUUUUCACACAUUUUCCGAUUUUCCUUUAAACACGAUACCGUUUACUAAAAAAAAAGAAAAAAACGAUAUUAUUUUUGAAAUUUACUUUUAAGCUUAUAUAAACAAAUAAAUACUCAAAUUCUAAUA
This is a messenger RNA of Episyrphus balteatus (marmalade hoverfly), 4127 nucleotides long. It is a transcript of the gene Mtl, whose product is annotated as ras-related C3 botulinum toxin substrate 1. Gene Ontology annotation, molecular function: GTP binding; GTPase activity. The record is from RefSeq and is a predicted model, not a curated record. The coding region runs from base 218 to 811 and encodes 197 amino acids. NCBI's taxonomy places the organism in Eukaryota, Metazoa, Arthropoda, Insecta, Diptera, Syrphidae. The transcript is spliced from 6 exons. Gene Ontology annotation, biological process: small GTPase-mediated signal transduction.